Molecule: messenger RNA, 27210 nt
Organism: Plasmodium coatneyi
Lineage: Eukaryota; Apicomplexa; Aconoidasida; Haemosporida; Plasmodiidae
Exons: 1
Coding region: 1-27210 (9069 amino acids)
Molecular function (GO): ubiquitin-protein transferase activity; protein binding
Source: RefSeq, a predicted model, not a curated record
AUGAAUGAGUUAUAUUCGCUGUGCGAAGAUAUAGGAGAGAAGGACAAAAUUUUAAUUUCGGGAAAAUUAAGGAGUAUCCUUGACCAUUUUCAGAACAAGAAUAAAUGUUACGUUUCCGAGUUCGUCGUCCUAAGCAGAACCAGAUUUUUUAAACCCAUUAGCAACUAUGGCGAAUUCCUCCUCCUGCAGUCAUCUUCCCGGGUGAUAGGUAAUUACGAAAAUAUUUUGCGCUUGUUACAUAAAGCAAAGGUCUACUUGGAAUUUGUCAGGUGUCUAAAAUUUAGUGAAUAUAACCCCAGUAAGAACAAGAAGUGCGAAGAGGAUAUUUUAAAGUUCAUUAACUAUUUGGAGUCAAAGAAGAGGAAAUAUUACUAUCACAUAUGUGGAACGUUGAUCAAAUUCAUCAUUACGUCUCUCAAAAAAAGUGAUACUCCUGCGGAUGACAAACCAGACCUUGCUGAACUGGAGAAGCAAGCCAAUCUGGACAAUUACGAAAAAAGCAGCAUUAAAAAUGACGAAAAGGUUCACGAUUCUACUAUAAGUGAAACGCACAAAUUGAAGGAUAACGCAGAUGUGUGGGACAAAGAAUAUAUAGAUGAAAAAUGCGUGGUCGAGCCCUUUGACGAAUUGGAAGACUAUGGAGAUUACCUAUACAACGUCCUGAAUCAGAUGGAUAGUACAUCAUGGAAGGAUAAAAAAUAUGAGGAGUUCCUAAAAAUGAUUAGCCUGAAUGAUGCCAUUAUAAAUGAUGAUAAUGAAAAGGGAAAAAAUUCAGAUAGUAGAAGCUUCACAAACAUUUCAAAGGUGACAAACAACACCAUUUUGUUGCCAAAGUAUUUGGAAAAUGUAAGAAAUUCUAUAUACAACCAUCAGAAUAAGUCAAUCUCAGAGGUGAAAUCCAUGAUUGAGCAUGCGAUGAGUGAUAACAUAAAAGCUCCCUUGUUUAAGACGGGGAAAAUAAUAAGCGAAAUGCUUCCCUCUCCAGAUUAUGAAAAGUAUUGCUCUAACAUAAGAUCGGAUUUUCUAAACAAACUGGAUGAUACAUCCAUAGUGCAGGACAUGGUGUUCAAAAUUUUCAACCUAAAUAGGAACCAGUCAAGUAGUAGCGCAGCAGUCGUCCCAUCAAAUGUUUACAGCGUGAACUGUUACGACAUUUUUAAAAUUAUAUUAAAGGGGAUAAACUCUCUUAAAAAUGAAAACGAAGAGAUAUAUCUGUUUCUUAGACAGCUGCUUAAUAAAAGUAAGAAGAACUACUCCCACAUGUGCAGCAAGGAAACAACAGAGGAGCAUUUUAAUCCAAGUGAUAAGUUGAAUUACUCCUUCCUGCCAUUGCAUUUGUACAAUAAUACUAGUGACAUUUGCAGGGAGAUAUUAAAAUAUGCCAUUUGUAAUAAAGACUUGGUGUUGACGCUGAAGAUAGUGGACACCUUUUUAACCAUAGCGGUGUAUGAGAACUCGCUAAAAUAUUUGGUGCAUUUUUUGAACACCCUGGCGGAGUAUAUUAUUAUCCCCUACCUGCGAAGUGAAAUAAGAUCGCGUUGUAAAAAGAUUGGUAAUGAUCAAGACCUCCUCAGUGGAAACAAAUCGGAGGAAAAAAAAAAAAAUUGCACCGUAGUAGGUGUAGAAAAUAGUAACAAGGAAUUCUGCUCCAGUUACACAGACUUCAACAGGCUGAUGUGCAAAAUUCCGUUGCACGAAUACGAAUCGCUGAAGUUGUUGGAACUCUUUUCCCUACAGUACCCUAUGUUUUUAAAAAUAAAAAAUAAUCCACAGAGGUGCCUGAAGGAUAUUGUGAAACCUUGUGAGUAUUCCAGUAACGUCCUGCCCACCUACGGAUCGUACAUAUUUCAAGUGGCAGUGUCCUUCGAAAUUGACAAUUCGAUAAAGGUGUUGGAUGAACUUGGCUCAAAGUGCAAGAUAACAUUUCAAUUGGUGGAAGACGAGGGGAGUGAACAAAACAGCACAGAUGGCAGUUCGGAGGAGAACAUGAGUAAACAAAAGGAGUACAACUUUUUGGAGAUUAAUUUUCAGCAGAAUCAUAUGUACACCAAAUUGAUCAAGUCAUCUGGUGCAGAAUCAUUCGGAAAGGAAAAGGAAGACACUGAAAAGGAGACUUAUGACAAAUCGAGCAAAAUAUCAAAUGGGGGGCAUAACGAUCAGGACGCUUACCAGCUUAACAGUAUCAAUAAUAGUGAAGUAUCCAACCAUGAGAGAGGCCAUAACAGAACCAAAAAUGCGAGUAAACUGAUCAACGUGUACGACAUUACCAACAUGAACACCAUCAUAUUUGAUAUACUGAUAGAUCAAGGAUGUUACAGCAAUGAUGGGAAUACUUGCGAUUUUCAAAACGACCAUGGGAAAAUAGUGAUAUAUUCGAAUGGAAGGCAUUUACUAACAACAAGUAUAAGAAAGAAGAACUCCCCGCUAGAUAACAACAUACUAAUAAAUAACAACAUAAAGCUGAAGGUGUACACCUCACGCACGUGCGUCUUUGAGUUUCCAAAGGAUUGUUGCUGGUCCUCUGCAUUCGUAGAUGAAUUAGUAAACAGAAAAUUAAUCCCAAAUAUUAAUCGGAACUUUCUCCUCAGAAACCCGCUUAACAUAGUGGAGCUUUACAAUAAGGUGUCCAUUGCGUUGAACCGCUACAUGUAUCGUUUUUGCGAUUGGAAUGAUGACGAUUAUGGGAAGAUAAUGGAAAAAGAAUCCUCGUACACAUUAUACAGCAACAUUGAUAUUUACACCUUUGAGACGCUAAUUAAGUGCACAGAAAAUAAUAAUAAGAUUUUGAGGAAGCUGUUUAAAUUGGCUAAAGGGUGUGCAGUUCCUGGGGGGGAACUUCUCUCUGAUGGGGAUGAACACAGGAACGAGGUUUACCCGAAUGGUUAUGCAACCCACAGCGCGAGUGAAGCGAACGACCACGUCGGAAUGUAUAGGGAGUACCUCUACGAAUGGAACCAAACUUCCGAUUCGCAGAUCUGCGCCUUGAGCAUUUUGAAGUUAUAUUUGAAGAACAACAUGCAUGUGGAAAAUAAUAGGAUAGAAAAUAGCGAGAACUUUUACUCCCUGUCGGAAAGAUUGAUUACAUCGUUUUUGAAAAUAAUUAAGCUGAAAAGUCCGUUCGUAAGAAGGGACGAUUACUGCGUAAACCAAUAUUACCAAAUGGAGGAGUUGGACCUGAAUGGGAGUUUAUGGCUGCUUAGAAGAAAUGUCUUUCAGAUACUACUAGAGGCUGAUAAAAUAAUUAUAAGCAACGUAUUUAUGAGGAUUCAUAUUGAGACCAUCUUAAAAUUGCUCAAGUUCUUUUCCGAAAAUAACAGCCUUGAUUCGCAGAUCAUACUGAAGGUUUUGAAGUCCCUGGAACAUAAGGGCAUUUUGGAAAUAAUGAUGAAACGGAUGUUAAGUGUCCCGUAUCACAACUGUUCAAGCGUUUCUUAUAGGAAGAUGAACCUAAGCUCAACUGAUCGUUAUGUAAAUUCUACGAACAUGAACUCGUGCACAUCCUCGUCAGCGUCGUCUAAUUCGACUGUCUACAUUGGUAAUGUAGACAACAUAAAUGAUGCGAAUGGAAACAAAAGUAGGGUAGAAAAACGAAAGAAGAGAAAGUAUUAUGAGGAGAACAAACACGAAAUUGAGAGGUAUGAAAAGAGAAAAAAAAACACCAAAAGCAGGAUCAUAGAAUCUACACACUUUGGAAUAUUCGUCGAAGAGUUAAUUUCUCUCAUAAAUCAUCAAACGAAUGAUGCAAUAAAUGUGCCAGUUGUGCAGUAUAAUGAGGAGAGCGAUUUUCUCAUGGAGAACAAGGCGUGUGACAUUAUUCACAAGUUGUGUUCUUUCUAUGAGGAUGAAUGGAAGAAUGACAGCUGUGCAAAUUAUAGCCACUUUGACCUUUGUGUAAAAAUAUUGAAUCAGAUAAAGCAUAAGAACAACCAUGUGAGCAGUGCUAGUGAAGUGGCCUCUAUUUUUUUGCGGGGCAUCGUGCUGAUGCUGACGACGUACAUAUUAACCAUAGCAACGGAGUAUGAAAGUGCGAAAACGUUUUUGUACCAGCCGGUCAUUCCGUUUUAUAAUGCAUACGACGAGAUGGCUAGGGAGGGGGAACCUGACGAUAGGAAAAAGAACUCCCUUACGCAAUUAGGGAAUGCAAAAUGGGCAAAAGGCCAAGUGGAGCAGGUGGAAGACUUUGGGGAGGAUAUCAGCGAAGAAGGAGAAGAGGACGAAUCGGCGAGCAUGCAAUUGUUGCAAAAUGGAUCCAACAUAUCGUCCACCUUGAAGAACCAAUUAUUUGACACAUUCAGCAAUGAACUGGAGGAUAGAAGCAGUUGUAACAGUAAGUACUCCAGUUUUUUUAGCCCGAGAUCGUCGUUAGACAUAGAAAAUAAGCCCUUCUUAAUGUAUACCAAGUGUGAUAGGAAGAAAAAGUCUUGGAUUCCCCUGGUGAGUAGGCAAAAGGAGGGCAUACUGGACGAUGUCAUAUCCCAUUCGGACGAUUCAUCAUCGCAAAUAUAUAUAAACAAGAACGAGUUGUCUGACUUCAUUCAAACCAGUUUGGAGACCAUAAAUGAUGAGCAUAUGGAAGUCAGGACAAAUCAGAGAAAGUCCAUCGAAUCGCAUAAUAGCAAGAGCAGGUCCAUGCGCCUGUCUGAGUAUUACUACAACUCGGACGAGUCUGAUGAAUUCUACAUUAGAAAAAAUUUGCAAGAAUAUAACGAAGCGAAUAGCGACUCGAACAACUUCAAAGCACAACUGAAUGGGAUUAUGUAUAAAUUUUCCAAAAAAAAAAAGUACAUGAAAAAUGGGAAGAAGCUUAAACACCUGAGGAAGAGGAUAAUCAAAUAUAGGAAUGACUCCAAAAAAUUGAACUUUAUAUUUUCCCUUUUGGAGGAAAUAUUAAAGAUAAUGCUGGGUGUGGGGAUGCGCGUUCUUUCCAGCAUUUCGUAUCACUACCUGUAUGAGAAGAACGGGUUGCACAAAUUUAUAUACAUCUUUGGGUCUAAGGUUAUUCGAAAUGACUUGAAUGAGAAAACAUCAUUUCUAGAGUUGUGUGAAAAUAUGAUUAAGCCGAAGAAUCUGACCCUCUUGCAAGCGUGCAAUUUUAUCAUAAGCGGAAUAAUACCCUGCCUGGGAUAUGUCACCAACCUUUUUGUGGAUAAGAAAAGUAACAGAUAUUCCUACAUCAAGGAAUUGAAGAAUUAUCUGUCGUUAAAAAUGGCCCUGAAUAUAUGGCCCAUGUUUUUGAAGAUAACAUUGCAGGGGUUGUUGACAUCUAGACACCUCUCCUUCGAAAUGUCGGUGCACAAGGACAGUUUGCACCCCAUUGCCGAGUGUUGUAUAAGCAUUACAAGUUUGGCUACUCACUUCUUAACCUUCUUUACUGUCAUGUCAGACAAUGUGAGCAAAUAUGAAAUAUACGUGAAUAUGAGGAAAAGCCUGAUGAGCGGGAACCCGUACCCCAUACCGCUUAUUCUGAUCAAUGCGGCAAAAUAUAUUCGCAUUUCUUCAAAAAGGAACAAAUACUUCGAAUUCGAGAAGGCCAUAAGGACUAUUCUGCUUCAGCUUACAGACUGCUCCGUGUGCGACUAUGAGAACUACCUGUUCAAUCAUUACAUAAUUCCGGAGAGCAUUUCCAGCUUCUUAUCCGCUACGAAAAUGACUGACGAGGAGAUGAUCAAGGAGGGGUCCCCCAACAGUAUAUUAACAAAUCGAUCCAACAAUGAAAUUAACAUAAGUGAGUUUAAGUCUGUGGCAAAGUCUUACAUGAAGACGUACAAAACGAUGUACGCAGAGGGGGAGGUAAUCCCUCAGAACAAUUUUGAAGGGGAAAAUCUUGUCAGCCAAGCCGAAAGGGAGAAUGCACCAACGGGAGGUGGAUCCACCAAAAUGUGCACUAAGACAAACAUAGAAUUUUUAAAGAGACUGAUGAAUAAUGACAAGGAUGCUGUAAAGUACCUGGGCACAUUUUACAACGUCUUCCACAAAAAUUUCGAAAGAGCCCAAAUAGCCUUUGUUGCGGUGUUUUUGUACCUCAUCGGUUAUAAUCACAGGGAAGGGAGAGACAUGGAGAAUGACCCACAUGGUGGUGUAUACAGUAGGGAAAGAAAGGAAAGUGCCCUCAUAAGUGAAGCGCUGGAAAUGAAGAAAAUAACCAUAGCGUGCAAUUUGGCCAAGCAGGGGGUAAUUGACCUGAUAUCGAAAAGCCAAAUACAGCAUCAGAAGAAGAGCAUCGAAGGUAAGUUUGAUUCAAAGUCCAAGUGGAGUGAAGACAAAGCGAAUGACAAAAGUACGGAGUUCCUCGAAUUGUACAACAAGGGGUUGGACCAAGUGGAUCAAGUGGACGAUGCGGAUGUUGCGCUAGAUGAAAAGCAGCAGAGCAUUAACUCUACCAAUAGUGACGAACAGAACGAAUUUCUGUGCAGCAAGAAUGUAGGGGAACAUGACCAACAACCCCCGUCAGAUACAGAACAGGAUGGGUACAUUUCGCCCAAUUUGAGGAAGGAAGAAUUGAACUACCUGAACGAUGUGUUACCAAACACGGAGAAGUGCAGCAACGGAAGUAGCGAACAAUCAGCAGUAGAUUUAAUAAAAAGGAAGAGGGAAAAACAAAUUGAUAAGAUAUUAAAAAAGUGUGAAUGGAUUAUUAAUACGUAUCCACAUGGCUUAUGCCCGAUAGUUAUCAAGGACAAUUUUUCACAACAAUGGGAUGAGCACUUUGUAUUUAUGCGACGAAAUUCUUAUGACAUCCCCAUUACUGCUAGGAAGAUAUACUCAGAUCGUAGUGACUUCCACUUGGUGCAUGAAGCCGCCACUAUGCCAACCUUUGCCAGCUCGUUAAAAACUAAUGUUUCAUCAAUGACCUAUUUUGAUCAUAUCCUUAGACACCCAAAUAGUAUUGAUGAGAAGUUGGAGUGUAUACAAUUUAGCACGGAGAAUAUUUUCGGAAAAGGGACGACCAAAAAUUUGUGUCUUCUGAAAAGAUUGUUAAAAACGUAUAAAAGGAAUGUUAGUUUGAAGGAGUACAAUAAUGGAGAUCCCAAAUCGGACAAGGAGAACGGGGUGAAUUCAAAGCAGAUAGAUAUGUACGUCCGUAACAGCAAGGCGAGGAAUUCCUCCAACAGUUGCCCAAGUUGCGACAGCGCCAAUUUUUACAAUGAUGAGUCGAACUUUUAUAUGCAUUACAACUUUUGUGAAAAGAACAACGAUCAUUCGAACAACUCUAUUAUUAUGAAAUAUUCCAAUCGUGGCAAGAAUAAUGUGAAGCAUACUAUAGGGGAAUCCUUAUGGCAGGAUUCUCGGUUGAUGAAGAAUUAUAUUUCUAACCAGGUCAAUGAUGUCACACCAGGGGAAGAGCUAAACUCAACCAUGGUAAAUUGCAAAUCUGACUUUUAUUUUUUUUCCCCCAAAUCGUUUGAUGAAAAUGACCUCAUUAGACGAAACAGCAACAAUGGUGGCAAGUGGGACUGUAACGCUGGGUAUGUUACCAAGUACACGAACUCAAUGGUGGAUUAUGAGGAAAACCUAUCGGAUCAUAACAUGUCCGAGGUGCAGAAUAAAUGUGAUGGUCUUUCCAAAACGGAGAAAAUGUUUUCCAUGCGUAAACAGGACUUUAUUCAAGAAUACCAUGAUCAAAUGACGAAUAAAGGGGGGUCUGAGAAAAAAAAAGAAUUCCCCACUUUUGAAUCUUUUAGAGGUAAGGUCACCACCCCGGUUAAUUCGAAAGACGUGGAGGCAGAGGUAAUCGUAAAUGUUAACAGCAUCAUGGAUCAGAGCGUCGACUCGAAGGACUUGUUGCAGUUAAAGGAAAUACUAAGCUUUUUAAUUAACGACACGGACCUGGACACCGUUUUGAAUAUCAUCAGAAUAGAGCAGCUAACCACCCUGUGUCGUUACCUCAUCAGUAGGAGCUUAAAGUCUAUGCUAUGUGCAGGCAUUUUUGGAGGUAUUAAAAACCCCAUAGUUAGCAUGAACAAGAAUAAUAAUAAUAACGUAUGCCCGAAUAAGCGAUCCCAAAAGGGAUAUAACUCAAACUCGGAUGACAUUAAAAGAACGAAGAAGAGUAACUGCAGUGAGAAGGGCGUAGAGAGAGGUGAUUUUUGUGCUAGUGUAAAUUAUGCCAAUGCGGAUAAUACCAACAGUGGUAGUGUGAAUAUGACCUUGGGUAGUAAGAACGAGCAAACUAUGUCAGAUGGGAAGCGCCGUCUAGUUGAAACGCACCUACCAAGCGGAAACAAAAAGGAGAAGGGUAUGUCCUUCCACAAGAAGAACAGACGCAUCGCCCUCUGUGAUGAUGGCAAAAUUGGCACGCUCCGUGAUCAAAGGAAGUAUAAAAAUUUCGAAACGAGUAAAAAGUAUAAUAAGGAUGACAAGAGGAAAAAGGGGAUAUUUGAGCAGUGGAGGCAGAAAUCCGCCAAAAGUAUGCAAUGGCCAGUCAUACUGGACUUGCUCGUACCGUCCUCCAGCAGAGGUACAUACGAGGACAACAAAGUAAUUUCCAACAUCGAGCCGUCCCUUUUUUCCGUGCAAAAUUAUGGCUGGAUGUUGCUCAAGUUGUUGCAUAUUAUUACGAUAAAGUUUAGGAACGUCUCUCCGUUGAAGAACGUGCUUACGCAGAUGAAUGAAGGGGGUAAAAACGGUGAGAGUAGUAACCCGUGUGAUGGUUUAAAUGUAAAGAACCAAUUUUCGCACCAUUAUUGGUUCACGCAACCGAUGGAGCACGCCCUGUCUUUUACCCUGACGGAUAUCACGAAGAGCACAUGUAUAUGGUACCUGCGGUACAAUCGAAAAAUGCUGGCGAACUCGUCUAGCUUUUCGCAAAUUAUAAAAAAUUCCAUGAACACGCUGUGGAUUGAAAGUGUGUUACGGUUGAUAGCUUUGCAAAUAUGCUUACGAGUGAAGCCCCUGAAUGAUAGCAGAUAUGUUGUCCCAUUUUUGUACCAUAUGCUGACCAUCUGCCAGCCGCUACUUAGGGAAGUCCACAUAAACAGUGAGAAUUUGAAGAAAAAGAACAUAGGAGGAAGUAGGAGGACAAUUUUUAUGGAUGCAAAUAAUUCGCUAUUCGAAGUGAUGUGUUCUCAUUGCCACAAAUGUAUAAGAGGAACGUCUAAAAAUGUGAACUCUAAAAUUUUUCCCAUUGGAAAGAAUUUAAAAAAUAUUAAGAAAAUGAACUCCAGCGAAAUGACCUACACGAAGAAAGGUUGCAACACCAGUGAGGAGACCAAAAAUCUGCUCGACGUGAAGGGAUAUAUACAUUCAGAACGUGUACAGAAAAAGCAGAUGAAAGUGAAGCAAAAGGUGUUGCGCGUGAGGAACUACAAUUCGUCAGAACAUGAGAACGAACAUGAAGUCGUAUUGGACAAUGUAAUUACUGGCAUUGUUGUGUACCACGGAAGGGUUAACGAUGGUGUGCCUGUAAACAAAAAAAUGAUUUUGCAAAAUUUGAGCGGUUUUAAGGUAAGGAAGGAGUACACGCACGAAAAUCAGUAUUGGGCGUUGUGCACACAGCAGUAUAGCAAUUCCCCCCAUUACACAUUGCCGCUGCGAAAUGUGAAUAAGUCGGUUAAGCAUACGAACAGAAAUAUUUUCCAAAGGGAAGAUGACGAAUCGAACUCAUCUUAUUAUUGGUCUAUCAGUGGGGACCCCGUUUAUAAUAUUUACGGUAAUGCCGAAGCGAUAUCAGAGGUGCAGCUAGAAAUAUGCGUCAACAAAAAUUAUGAUGCGUCUGUGAGGUCCUUCCUCAAAAAGAACAAUUUCGAACUGGAACUUUCCAUCAACAAUGACGUGAAUGACGUGAUAAAUAUUUGGACGAAGAAAAAGGCAAUUAUUAUAAACAAGGAGUUAAUAGAGUGCACAGAUCCGUGUGGGGACAGCCUUGCAGACAAUUCACCACGAAGGGAUAAAGCAGUAGAUAAGGAAAACGAGUUAGUAGCAAAUGAACUAAAGAAUAUUUCUAACCGGGAGAAGGAGUUAAUCAACUCAGUGAGGAAAAGAAGCCGAUUUGAAAAUUACAUAAAUCGGAAUUAUGAAUACGCAUCAGAACAUGUUUGCCAGUGCAGGAAAUUCUCCACCGAUUAUGACCUUCCAAAUGAGGAGAACAACGGCUCGUACAAAAGUGUCCCAUCUGAAAAUGGCAAAACGGACAUCCAUACGGGAAGGUAUGACCAGAACGAUAACUUGAAUUAUAAGAAACUAAAAUUGAUAAGCUGGAAUUUGAUAAAAACGAUCUUGUGGGGAAUCUUAGUGUCUGGUGAAAAUGGCCAGGGAGAAAAUUCAGAUCAAGUCGUCUCCGAAAGUAGAACAAAAUGUGUAAAGACUAAUCCAGGUAGUAACCCUCCGGAUGAUAUAAAUGAGGACUACUCCUAUGGGAAUAACUACACCGAUUAUAAGUCUCAAUUUUAUUCGCUUCAAAGGAAGAGCCUCAUAGAAUCUGUUCUAAAAAUGAUCAUGUCAGUUUUGAUAAAACUGUGCAACAUUGUAAAGCUGUACAACGAAUUGACAAAAAAUCAGCAGGGUUCCUUCUACAUCAGAAUUGGUAACACAAAAAUAUGUAAGCAGCAAGUGAAGGAUUGUGAGAAGAUGAUCACUGAUUUUAUGUAUACCUUAAUAAAUUGUGUUCAGAAUUCCCCCACUGGGGCGGUGACUCUGUUAAGGUGCUUUCUCUUCGGCCAGGAUAAUCCCACCUACCGUUUUAAGAAACUGAAUAAGCUCAACGUAAAUUGCAAUUUUUACAGAUUGAUCACGGAAUGUAUUAAGAAAGCUCCUAACGAUGCGGAUGACAUUAGCGUUUUUUUCAACAACUACUUUGAUAGGAAGAUUGUAAACAUGCAAGGAAUGGGUCAGGACAAUAAUUCGACGAACCAAGUUAGGAAGAUCAAAACGACGACCGUUGCGUCGGUGAAAGGGAACUCCAGCAGUGCGGCCCAGAACAACGUGUCUGCGUCACCGAAGGAUAAUCCUACCAAUGGAAGCUGCAUAAGGCAUAAAGGAACGAACAUGAAAAUGUCUAAUUUUUUCUUUAAAAAUUACAACACGAGUGUGAUGAGAAAUUAUAAGCAGAGUAAGAUACAUGGGUUCUUCCUCCUGAGGUGUUUGCCCCCCAUUAAGAUGUUCCCCAAGCAAUUGAUCUUACAGGAAACGAAAAAGUUGUUCAACAGCGAGGUGAGAUUUUCUCAUGAAAGUAGUGCCGAAUCGACGCCUAAGGAAUAUGACGACAGGAAGGGUGUAAAUAGUGCAAAUGAAACGUGCCAAAAUGACGACCUACCAGUGAAUACAACUUCGAAGGAGAACAUUUCUGUGAAUUACCAGAUGGAUAUAAAUACGGCCAAUAAUGAAGGAAACUCCCAAUGUAACAGCAUCAAUGAUAUAUUAGGAUUGAUACCGAGGGUAUCGUACAGGAAUCACCCCUUUGAUGAAUUACCCCAAUCGGAGUUUUUCAUGUCUAGUAGGCCGACAGACGAUUUUGAAGCCAACAUGGAAGGAAGAGUUUUAAGGGUGUUGCGUGGGUUAAAUUUAGGAGGUGUCGUUUUAUGUCUAGCACCACUGACAUUCCCUGCUUUGAAUAUUGGUCCGAAUGAAGUGAACGAUAUAAUCAAUUUUCGUAUUCAGACGAGAGGCCGUUUCGGCGUGACCGUUGCUCCAGCAGAAUGCGUUUUGUCCAACGUGUCUGAAGUAUUUGACCGAAAUGAUGUAGUUGGAUUUCGCACAAGUAUGUGUCCUCCCUUUAGGCAUGACGUCUUUGCCGCGAAUGUGCAGUAUGAGCUAGGCGAUUUAUUGAGCGUAAAAUUUAAUGUAGAAGACCAGCAGAAUCAGAAAUGCCUACGAACAGAACUAAUGGUCUCAGGGGUCAGCAUCGGAUCAGUUCUUGAAGUGCUAUUCGAAGCAGAUUCGCAAAUCGAAUUUGAACGCAGAAUGAACUUAAUAUUUAUUUUUCAAGAUCCAAUGACGAUAGUGUAUGAGGGUCCAACCUUCAGCAUGGAGUACGUAGAUCCCAACAGUAGGAAGUCCAGGAAUGCCAGAAAUGAAAGGGAAAAUUUGGAUGAAGAAUACCUGAACGAAUUUUAUGCCAUUACUGGGCAUAACAAGAAGAACAUAAAAAAGCAGUUAAAAAAGAUAAAACUGAAGAAGAAGGAGUUCUACGAAUCGGUGAAGCUUUAUCAGUCCAUCCUCGAUUCGGACAAUGAAAUAUUGAAGGACCUGAAGCAUGAAGUUAUAAUAAGAAUGAACACAACGUUGACUAGUGUAGCAGAUUACUUGAGAAGGAAUUCAUCAGCAUAUUUAUUCAUGAACCGGGGAGGGGAGAACACAUCACACGUUGGCAAUUUGGGAAACGUUCCCCAUUUGAGCAAAUCGAAGAGCCCUAAAUUGACACUCCUAAAUACGCAGUCGUGUGAUGCACUGAGAAAUAAGGGUCCUGCUAACCUUAGUAAGGAGAGACUCCUCCUGGAUAAGAGCAAGAACAAUUAUGUGCAUAAAAAAGGGCAGAAUUCGGUGUACAGCAGUACAGGAGGGGAGAAAUAUGCAGCGCGAGAGGGUAAUGCUCGAAGGGGUCACAUGACGGAGGAAUUCACCCUUUCGGAUAAGGACACUUAUAACAUAAUUAAUUUUAGCGAAAAUGCAAACGGAGCAGACGACCCCAAUAACGAUGUGAAGUCGAACGAAUUGCACAACCGUACAUCGGAGGUUAACAAAUUAAUGCAACAGGGGAGUGACCAGGUGUAUAUCCCGAAUCAAUGUUCGUCUCUCUACGUAAAUGUGUACAACAAAAAAGGAAAAGCAGUGUUAGAUAUAAACAAAUGUAUCAGGGAAGUUCUGUCCAUCAUAUGCGUUUUAGGAUUAAAUGUAUGUCCGGAAGAGAAGAAAAAAUUUGAGGAUAAAAAUCAGGAUGGUAAGAAUUCCUCCAUUGAUGAACUUCCCUGGUUGUCCAGCUUAUCCGAGUUGAAAAAUUCAGUAGCGUACAGUUUGGACAGAAAAUGCAUCGAGCUGUUUUUCUGCAAUUUGGUAGACAUCAUCUGCAGUGAUGUUUUCGUCCACGCGAUUUUUAAUUUUGUUACGAAGAAAUUGCACAAGAAGGAUCAGGCCAUGGUCAGCAAGGUGAAGCACAGCACAAAUGGGGCCAAAAACAACAAAAGGGCUAAGAAGAAAUUUAAAAAUUUAAGCGAAUUCGAGUCUAAGAAGGUUGUUGAGGCAGCGGUAGAUUCGUAUGGACAGCAUAAGGCAAACAAUGAGAACAGCAACAACAGCACAAAUACCUUAAACGAGAUCAGUAUAAACAAUUGUGGCUGUGUGGACAAUAGUGCAACCUCAGGAAAUGCUAACAGCAAUAAUGAUAACUCUUUAAUGAAUUCAAUUUUUAUCGAGGAGAAUGAAUCGUUAGAAGAACAGGAAGAAAGUCAGCUAAGUAAUGAAAAUCAGGAAAUGUUUGUCAGGAAGGAGAAGCUGGUAGACACGGUAUUAGACAACAAAGUUUCAGAUUUUAAAAAUACUACCUUUUCAGAUAGGGUUAGGAAAAAUGGCUUUUUCGAAUAUAGCCUUUGCUUGAUUGGAACCAAGGCAAUUAUGUGUUGCUGCAUUUUGUUGCGAACUCUGCUGGAGAUGAAUUCCGAUGGGUUCUAUGAACCUAAUGAGAAUGUGCAUGGGUCUUUUAAGAAGCUUCUAAGCUUUAUUAAGGUGUUUUUCUUCGUGGAUGUUGGCAUAAGUGAUGCGCUAAUAGUGCAUUUUGCGAGGAGUAACUCUGUGAACGUUGAGCACAUAUUUGGUAGGGGCAAGAGGGCAGCUUCUCAAAAGGGAGGUGCAAAACAUGGUGAAGCACAAAACACCAAUUCUGAACCUGCCGUUGAGAUCGCCUCCUCCUUCGUCGGAAGCUUCAUCAAAAAGGAAGAGAAUGAAAACUGCAGAUUAUUGUCCGACGAUGUGAAAGACGUCUAUUGUGCGGACCGCUAUGCCCCCGAAGGAAGGAGCAGCGUUGACAAGGAAGGAACGAAAAACGAUCACGUAAACUUGUUAGAAAUUCUAACGAUUUGCGGAAUUCCAUCGGACUUUUUCCAAUACUUUAACAUAAGAACUCCAGUUAUUAAGAACCAGCAGGUGAUAACUCAAAAUGACACCUUUGAUUUGUGGAUAUACAUCAUGAACCUGGUAGCUUGUUUCAACAGCCAAAGUAGGUAUUCCUUAUCUUUCCCCCAGAAUGCUCAUGACCUAAAUAAUGGCUGCGUGAAGAGUGCCCUUUUCGAUUUUGAGUAUUCCACUUCGAGUUUUUCCAACAAGAUAGUAAGAAAAACGGCCAAGUUCUUUGCAGGGUGGUUGUUGAAAAAGUAUCUGAUCGAUUUAAGCUGCGUUAUGGCAGCCUUAGUGCCAAAGUUGUUUAUGGACGAGCUGAGGGAAAGCUUGGUAAGAAUAAACGAAUGUGCGAAGGUAGCAGAGGAGGUAGGGCACCUCAACAAUGGCUGCUUAGAUGUCACUACAAGGGGGUCCAUUCCGUCCAAUAAUAAUACCAUUAUGAAAGCAACAAGAGUGAAGAGCAGCAAUAGGAAAAAUGAAAUAUUUUCGAAGGAAAGUGGGGAAGACAAAACAAACAUGAUGUUCAACAAAGCGUCAAAUGGUAAAGUGCACGAUUCGUGUGGUGUUAAAAUGGACGGAGAAGAUAGCCAGCAUGACUUUGGUUACGACCCUGCUGAUGGGAAUAGGAAUGGCGCUUUGUCGACGGAUGACGAGUAUACGCAUGACGAUAGAGACGACAGUUUGAACAUGCGAACGGUGCACCACAACAGUGAGAGAAGAAGGAACAAAAUAAAUAACAUAUCUGAGCUGAUGAUCGGCGCGCUGAAGAAUAAGGAGGAGAUGCUAAACCUAUUUAGCGUCAUGUACCUCUUCCGUAUAUGCAUUUAUUAUCUAUGCAGAAGCAAAGAUUUUAGGAAAGAGGAUUAUUGGCAAGAAUACCAAGGGCAGCUUAGAAACUCUAGGAUGAAACAAAAUGUGUAUAAGUUGCUUAACGAGAAAAGUUCCAAAUGUUCCCUCCUGUUCGGAUGGCAAAGGAUAUUCUACCAGUGUGUAAUUACUUGGGAAGAUAAAAAGUUGGUAGAUCAGCUGCUGCUUAUAAUUCAGUCCGAGUUGCUAUACCAUUUAGUGGGUUCUAUUGCUCAGAGCGUGUCUUCAAAGCGAGUGAAAGUGGACAUGUUCUAUGCCAUUUCUCCGUCGGUUCACGUUGCGCACUGGAUGUUGGAUACAUUUGUUAGACAUCCCCUCUGUCCAUCCAGGGUACGAUCUUGCUGUGUUACUCCCUUGGCAGUAACCUCCCUCUUUGGGUUAAUUAUGAAUGGGAAUAGACUACCCACGUUUAUUGGCAUAGAUGCAUGCAGACUGGUGUAUUGGUCUAGUGUAGCGUAUAUAUUACAAAAUAGUCGGAGCGAUAAGAAGUAUAAGAAAUUGCAGGACAUUGAUAUGAUAACGCAGUUUAACGUUGAAGUGGAGAUGAUGAUGAACGAUUACAAUUUGAAAAGUAAGGACUAUAGGAACACCAUGGAAUGGAAAAAUGGAAGACACAAUACCGUCCAGCAGAAGUACAACCGGGUGAAGUGCAACUACCACGCAUUUUUGUCUUAUCUUUUUAACUGUGUGCACAUCUGUGGGUCCUCCCUUUUUAGCCAAAUUUUGAACCUGAAUAGGGAAAACAAUUACAAAGGGGUAAGCAGUAAUAAAAACAAACCCAUCGACAUCAGCAACAACAAUGUAAGAAAUAAUAACGAGCACGUGAACAAUAUAAUAGACAACCUAAACAACAACAUCAGUGAUAUCCUCAGCUGCAUACAGAACUCUGCAAACAACAGGAUGGUAAAUAAUAACUUCAACGGGAUUAGCAGUGUUAGCAAUGAAACAAUCUACAAUUUGAAUAUAGCCAACAGGGCCAGUCCAAAUAUGUCGUCCAAUAAUGUGAAUAACAACAGCCUGCAGGAAAACACGGACACGGUGAACUCGUGUAAUAAUGGCAACACGCCUACAACGCCAAACACGCUAUAUUUAAACAGUACUGUUGCUAGUGCGAAAAAUGAGAAGAAGUUAACUCACAAUUUUUCCAAUUUUGAUCUGUUUGAAAAUAAGGAAAAAAGCACCUACAGCACUUUGAAGAUUAACGCAGCGUUGCUUAUACACUACUUCGCUUGUGCUGCGUAUUAUAUUAAGAAGGCCGAUAUGUGUAACAACAUGAAUUUUUACGAUGAGCAUGUGCAUACCAAUUUUAAGCAGUACUGUCUUUACCUGUACGUGGUGGAUCACGUGUCAAAGUUGUAUGGUAAGAGCGUCAGACGGAGAGGACAUCACAAGGUGGAUGAAUCGAACGUUGGAGCAGUUUGUUCCCCUUCGGAUGGCUUGAAGAAAGACCCAAAUGAAGGUUCGCAAGAGUUGUGCGAUUUUGGAAUUAAGAAGGGGGCCCAAAAUUGUUCCCUUCACAGUAGGGAGGAUGAAGAAGAGAAAAAGGCUACCACACUCAAGGGAGACAAAAACAAGCACCUAUUCUUUGCUGAGAAUAACAGAAUUAUGAAUACCGUAGACAGAAGAGACAUUCUGGAUGAGCCCUACGAGGGCAACUACCCCGAAAUGUUCGUCGACAAUGUGCUACAGUUGAACAAGAAAGUUUGUGCAAAUGUCAUAAUUGAUGUUGAUGAAAAAAUACACCACGUAUGUUCUCCGAACGCAGAUGUGGUUAAGCUGAAAAUAAAGGAUAUGUUCCCCAUACCUAGGGAAAAAACGGAGCGCUUUGCACAAGGGGGGAUAUUCCCGCACGGGCACCAUGAAAAUUUGCACAAGAAGGACAGUACUGGAUGCAACAAUCACAGUGUAGAUCGAGUCAUGCAUUUAUUGCAGAAGGAAAAGGAACAACUUAAGCAUAUUAGCAGAAAGGCGAUUGAAUACCCUUCGAUAGUGUUCAGCGCGGACAACGAUUUUCACUACGUUCUACAAGAAAUUAAGCAUAACAAGGUUCAAGAAUUUCUGCUCCUCGAAUCGAAAUGUUUAAGUGCGGACUUAGAUCUGCAAAAUGUUGGAAGGGUCAAUUUGGGUACCCAUAUCGAACUAGUUGAUUUGUGUAACUUGCCACGGGAAUUCAUUUUAAUGGGAGAUUCCGAAAUAUACUCAGGUGCACACAACUCUUCCUUUAGCAUUUCUCUUGGUGUGUCGAAUAAACUGAACGGUGCAGUGAACCCAUUUAGCGAUUUGGUACACAUAGAAGUGGGGCUAUUAAACGUGAGUGUCAAUUAUGAUUCCGCACAAAAAGACACGUCACAGUCGCACAGCCUGGAUGAACCGAACGUGGACGAAUUGAAAAGGUACAGAAAUUGUAAAAUGUCAGUCAAUAGAGAAUUUUACGAAAACAGCAAAAGACCUAAUUCGCACAAACUUACGGAGAAUAUGCUCAUUAGCUAUAACAAUUACGGACAAGAUGAUCUUGAGGAAGAAAAAAUGUUAAAGUAUGCUUCUUUCUUACCGAAAUGUGUGGAGAAAAAGGUGUACGCAAAAAGGGCAAAUGGAAAUAAGUACAGUGGUGCCGAUAGAGCAGAUGCGCGUCACCCAAAGGAGACUAAACAGAUUAGGAAGAAUCAUUUGAGCUACUCCGCAACGAACAAAAGAGGCAAUCGCAAUGGCAGUAAGCGGUUUUCCAUAAACAGCUACGAAAACGAAGGUGAAAAUGAAAAUGCCAAUUAUGACAAGUAUCUCAUAUCCGAUGCGUACAACAAUAUUUCCUACUCGAAGACGCUAUCCGACAUGAGCGCCAUGAAUUCGAAUGAUGAAUACGGCAGGGUUAACAGUUCUAUCACGCUGAAUAUUGCGGACGGGACGGUGAAGACCAUGGGGUUAUUUUUCGACGGGGAUGCUGAAAAUGUCAAGUCACUUAUGAUAAAUAAAGUGUCCUCCACGGAUAGCAUUAUCCUAAAAGUGAAGGUCAUUGGGAAGCAGGUUCUGUGGUUCUCAAAUGACACUCUAAUUUUUCGAAAAGAGUUCAGUGCACAGAUGACAAAUUUUGUACCACUCAUCAAGGUAACACCCAUCAUAUCGCAGAACAAAUUAGACAAAUUUCAGCAUAGUAAUUAUGGCAGCUGCUCAAUUCGAAUGAAGUUUAUGGACACGAAUGAGAAGAUAUUCGUAUCGCCGCUGACCAACUUUUACUUUAAAUUCGAAAAUGCACACAAAAUGAAAUAUAGGAAUAAUUGCGCUACAAAUGUGAACAAAAAUUGGAAGAAAAACCUGUGGAAGCCUACCUGUUUCGUCCUCCCAGAUGCCGCCUGUGCAAGUAGAUCCUCAACCAAAGUAGUGAAGAAGAGCAAAAUGCCCCUCAUCAUAGCGCAGCCGGAUAAUGAAGUAUUAGUACAUUAUUAUAAUUCCAAGUCUAAUCACUUGUGCACCGGUGACCCCUUUUCCAACACGUUAUUUCUAACCCCCAAUAUGCAAAUAAAAAGUGAGCCAGUACACUUUGCCAACGUUAUGCACUGCAAAGAUGUUCAGGGGGAAAAAUGGAAUUUUCUAACCCUAGAAAAUGUCAAAUGUGUGAGAAACGUACCAGUCGUAAACUACUACGGCGUUGUGAAUUCCUUUAAGCAAUCAGAAAUGAACAAAAUGGACUUAGACGGAUUGAACAAUGGUGAACAGAAAAAUGGAAAGGAUAUUGGCAGCAUCCAAAAUAUAACCAACAUACAGAGAACGUGUGCAAAGAUUCUCGAAACGAACACAAAGAAGGACAUGGAGAAGGAAAGCUCUAACGUAAUGAUUAAGGGGGGGGAAGUGAACCUGCACAACCAUUUAAAUAGGCUGUGCAAAAAUGAAGAUAUAGGAGUAAAUGCGAAGAGCAAUUUUGACAUUACACAUAAUUAUUCCAAGACAAAUAAGAGCAAAACCAAUGAAGGGAAGAAGAAAAUUUUAAAUGCCAACGUGGGGCUGAAGACGAACUACUACGAUGUAAAUGAUAUGAAUAGAACGCAUUACACUUCCUACUAUAAUGAGUUGAUUCCGGAGAAUAAUGGCCGCAAUUUUAUGCACAGCAACUACAUCAAUGAUUACUUCACCACCAGUAAUGACGCCAAUUUGCACAUAAAAUAUAGGCUUCACAAUUUCCACAAGGUGAAAAAGGAUUAUUCGUAUAAUGUGAAGUACAGCUCCAUACAGGAAAUUAACGAUAGUACCACACAAGGGAAGGCCAAGUACAUCUUGGAUGAAAAAAAGCAGAGCAUAAACGACUCACACAGGAGGAAAAAACAUAUCAAUAGUAACAAAAUAUUCUGUAAAGAAGAUCAUGUGAAUGAUAACAACUAUUCAUUCAUCAGUAAUAUGAACGACUCAUGUGGCACCCUGAAUGAGGACAAGAACAACGAUCUGAACAACGUCGAGGAUUACUACAAUUUUAGAGAGCACGGGGAGGAAGCGAGCAACUGUUCUAUGUAUUACAUGGGGUGCAAGGAGUUCAAAUUGUGCGUCGAUUCGUAUGAAGCGCUGUUCCCUGCGAAGCAUUUUAUUUUCAACUGCACUGUCAACUUUGAAGAAUGUGAUAACAGGAACAGUACUAAUGAGGUGAAAAACUCUGUGGGCAUUUUAUGGGGAGGGUACCGUUGGUUAUGGACAAGCAAUGGGAAAUUCAUAUGCCCAUUGAAACUACCCCUCUGUGUGGCGGAAUUUCCAUCAGAAAAAAUUGAAGAGUGUGAAAUGGAAGUAGCCACUUUUAAGUCGAACGAUAAUUUGUGUGUAGAAUUUGAUCCUCACCUUCAAUGUCUAUUUUUUUACAAAAAUGGAAAAUAUGAAUUUGGAUUUAAAUUUGACACCUUCUAUAAUUAUAGAAACGGUGGGGUGAACUUGUCAUAUGAAAAGAUUAAGGAAGAAAAAAUGGGAGGUGCUCGAAAUGCGUCCAAGUAUUCCUGCUCGAGCAGCCUCAGCAACGGCAAUGUGAACGAUUUUGGUGCUACCAAAAGUGGGGAUGUCAAAGGGUAUAGGAGUAGUACUAAUGAGAAGGGUCCCCUGCCGAAGGAUACGCAUAACAGUCAGAGAGAGCAGGAUGUGAAGGAUUAUGGUGACGAUGUGGACACGACGCAGGGGUAUACGAACAGUCACCUCAACCCUUGCCAUAACACCAAGGCGAGUAACCUGUGCUCCCACUCCAUCUCCAAUGAGAAUAAGUGCAGCAAAAGAGUCAGUGGCACAAAUAAUAUGAAGAGUAAGGAGAAAAGAACGAAUAAGGACACAAGCAGUAGUGGUAAUCACCACGAGGAUGUUACAGAAGAUAGCGAAAAUAAAACGGUAAUGCGAAUAAAAAACCACGUCAAUAUGAUCAAAUUAUACAACUCGCUACUGCUAAAUGACUGUGAUAAUGUGUCCUCCCUUCUGAUGUAUAACCCAGACCUGCUAGCCAAAUCGGAUGAAACAAAGCAGGAAGUAUCCUUUGAGCAUUACGAAAUAAAUCAGGAAGAUUUUCCAUGCGAACUUGUAUCGUCUAUGAAGAAUAUUAUUUAUGAGAAGGAUUUAACUCCCCUCAUGUUGGCUUGCAGAAUUGGAUGUGAAGAAUGUGUUCAGAAAAUAAUAGAAAUAGGAAAAGUGAACCCUAAUAAAGCCUGUCACAAAGUGGAAAAGGAAACGCCCUUAAUGGUUGCUGCACAGUAUGGGUACAGUCGAAUCGUGAGCAUGUUAGUAUGUGUAUAUGGUGUGCAGAUAAAUAAGAAGGAUGCUAAAGGAAACACAGCGUUGCAUAGGGUGUUACUCAACCCGUGCUCAGAUGAUGGGAAGAAAAACUGCACCUCGAAGAUGGUGCAGCUGCUACUCAAAUUAGGGGCCGACGUCACUUUGGUGAACAAAAAAGGGUUAUCUGUAGAAGACUUGUUGCAAAAGAAUUUAAUUAAAAAUAGGAAGGUUGAAGCUGUUUUAAAAAUGUGGAUAAAGUUAUCCCUAAAAAGUAAGAUGAAGGACAAGGGAAGUUAUAUCAAUAAGGACCUCAUCCCUGGUUUGCUUUCCAACUGUUCCGUAGUUGUUGGCUUUCCCAUAUGCUCAAAUAACUCCAGUAGUAGCUACUCCUCUGUGAAGAUAAACUCCUUCAUCAUUGGGGGAGAAGAGUUAGUUACUGGUAGAAGUUACAAACAGGUCGGUAGCUGCGAUGAAGAGGUGCACUACGGCCAUUGCAACCAGAAGAAUGAUGAAUGGAAGGGAAGAAGGACGGACGAGGAAUACUACAGCUGCGAUAAUUCGUCAAGAAACAUGUCCAUAUCGAACUUUUGCACGGUAGAUGGUAAAACAGAUGAGAAGCAAGGCUUGUCCAAAGGAAGCCACUUUUUAAAGGACGCACACUUUGAGGAACCAACGAACAGGUCGGAUCACGCGGACCAGAAGAAGAAGAAGCCAAUCAGUUAUAAAGUUGACAUGAAUUCGAUAUAUGAGCGGUUUAACAGGAAGGGCAGCAGCGACAGCGGCCACACGAACCAUUUCCCCUCCGUGGGCGAAGGUACGAUAUGCUCACAGAAGGAGAACCUGAGCGAUAUGAUCAUGUGCGAAAUUGAGGAGGAUAACGAAAACCGUGAUAAUAACAACCGUGAUGGUGAAAGCAUCGCCACAGUAAGCAGAAACAAAUUGAUGCGCAAACCGGUGGGAAAGAAGCAAAGUGUGAAUGGCCAAUACGCAUCCGUGGAGGAAGGCAACAGUGAAGACGAGCAAAGGAGUUAUAGUCAAGGUGACCCGUACAAACCAUCAAUGCCGGGCAAACAUUGCAAGGAGAUAAAUAACAUACUGAACCAUUUGAUUGUCCAUUCUGGAGGUGAUGGUAUGUAUGGCGAUACCGACCUGGAGUUCAUAUUGGAUGAAGAAGAGAAGGUAAUUAAAAAUAGCCCUACACAGAAGGAGGGAAGAAGUAAGGAAAACCUUACUUACGAAGAUGUUAGCCGCAAAGGAGGAAAUAUGAAAAGAAAAUGUUUUGUAUUUUCCAGUACGAGGAAAAAUAUGUUCAACUAUCAAGACCUGCAAGGAAGUCUAAUCGAAUUUAUUAACAAGUCGGGUGUUUUUUCUGACGUAUUUAAAAAUAAUGGAUACUUGGAUGCUAAGAGUAUCCCCAAGUUUGAUGAGCUGAAAAAUACGCUAAUGCAGAUGAAGAGUGAGGAGGAUGUUUUUAGAGGGUUUCACACUUUUCUGGAAUUAUUUGACUACUUCUACAUGGAUGAAAGAUUAAAAUAUUUUAUGAACAUCGACUUGAAGAAAAAUUUAAAAAGCUGCCACAGUUUGCUGGACUUAGGGUAUAUUCUUCUCAAAGUAGACAGCUUCUCUAACAUUUUUAACAGCUUCAAGUUGAAGUGGAAUAUGAGUACGCAUGAUGAAUGGAAAAAGAAGCUACUAAAAGGACUUGGAAUUUUCAACGAAUUUCAUGACAUAAAAUGGGUAACAGAUUCGUACACAAUAUAUAGGUAUGAAGAGGAUAUGAUAGAAUCAGCCUCCCUGGUAGAUAAGGUCCUACAGAAUGGAAACAACUUGCUGUUCUACAGUAGCCUCAUGAAUAUGAUCGAUGAGAAAAGGUCUUUCCUAAAAAAUGGUAUGUACGAUGCGCACUUAUUUAGCGACAUUUUUAAAAAUAUCGAUAUGGAAAAUUUGAACAGAGAUGCUUUACUGUACGACUUUUGUUCGAACAAAAAUGUGCUGAAGGAGUACCUCUUCCAUGAGAAUAACAGGCGGCUAAUCUGUAACAAUGACCCUGCAGACGUGACAGACAAGUAUAAGAAUUAUAUAAGCGAAUUUAUUAUGCAUGGUGGCAACAUGAAAGGGUACGAGGAUCAUUACUCAGCAUACGAUGCGGUGGAGGAGGCCAAUGUAGCGAAGGAAAGGAAGUCAAGAAAGUACCACACGUAUGAUAGGUCCUCUUACAGGGUCAACUCCAAGCAGUACAUUCCGCUGUUCAAAAUCUCGAACGAUAUUUAUAACAGCGUGAAUGAAUCCACCAAAGGGGGUAAUAACCCUUCUGAGUUCACUCCAAACGGGGCGGCAAGCACAACCGCUAAUCCUAUCGCUAUGCUUACUGGCGGAAGAGCCUCACACAAUGAGAGCAACGGAAGGGAAGAAAUAACCCCAGAGGAUGCCCCGUGCAGCAGCGCGUCCAACUAUUACCCAACUGGCAGUAACAACAAAAAUGAACUAAUGCACGGAGGAGAUGACAUGAACGGGGAGCACAGCUUGACAAAACAGAGUUCGAUGAACUCUAUCAAGUUAGACAUAGGAGGAGAUAAUCAUCAAGUCAGUAACAGCAGUGCAACGUGUAAUAGAAAGAAGAGCCAAUUCCUGUGCGGGAAGCAGUUGAGAAAUGCCCUCUUCAUUUUGCAUGGGAAUUGCGAAGAGGAGAGCAAUAAUGGCAACCCCCUGAAGCAGCAUUUUCCACAUGAAGCUUCCAAAACGUGCGGUCAUAAGAAGGGGAAAAAUACGAAUGAUUUUAUCACCGAGGAGGAGAGGGAAAAUACCAUGCAUUGCCAUUUUAGUAGCAACAAAAAUGACAUGGAAAAAAAUUACAUCGAUGGAAGUAAUCACUUUAACAUAAUAAACAACAGAUAUGAUAGGAGCAAAAAACGUUCUACUGUGAAUGGCGCUUCGAAGAAACAUAUAUGGAACCCCUCCACCGCGUCUGAUCAUUACUAUAAGAAGCAUUCCUUGGAUGGAAGUUUCCUCCCCGAUGGGUACAGCGAUCAGGACGACAAAGUGGAUGAUGAAUAUGACCUGAUGUGUGAGUUGCAAUUUAUGUCCAAGCCAUGCGAUCAUGACGUGGUGAGAGAAAAAUGCAACAAAAUUUGGCCACACACACUUGACACGUUUGUUCUACAUAUAUACGACUUGAUAAGUAGCUACAUGGACUCUCCUGAAAAAAUAAGUUUAUUUGUAUACCACGCAUUUGAUAUGGAAAAAAUAAAAAAAAAACUGCCAAGUAAGAAUUCCCAAUUGUGGAAAAGAAUAAACAUGUCCUUGGAUGACUUCAUAGAGGAAAUAAAAAAGGUUCAUAAUUUCACCAUGAGAAUUGUAUACCAAAGUAAUUACAAAAUGUAUGGAAUGUUUCCUCCAAACUUUAAGAAGUAUUUUGUGCUUUCCGAUGAAUGUCUAAGAUAUAUAGCGAAAAAUAAAAUGGUUAUGACUGUGGAUUUUUACAAAAGCAACGUAUACGAAAAGAAUAAGAACCUGUUUUUGAAAAUUAUUCAGGAUCGUAUCACUUUGUUGAAUAAGUUUAAUACGUACUUUGAGAGUUGCCUGCCUAUUACGGCUGUAUUGUUUAACAAGCCGGUUAUUCAUCUGGAGGAGCAUGGAUUGCGAACUUUGGAAUGUCCUUUAUGUUUCUUUGCUGGGGGGGACAAGUUUCUACCGUGGAGCGCCGUGAAGGUGAAAAAUGGAGGCACGGACAGGAAAAACGCCUGCUUAAUGUCGCGUGUGAUGACCUACACAGAUAGCAGCGAGGGUAGGAACGCAUCUAAACAGAUUGAUCAUGUUGGAAGUGCCAGCCUGUGUGCGAGAUCGCGCAGGAGAAAGGACGCGUAUGAAGGUCCGAUCGGAGUGAACGAUCAGGGUGACAGCAAAGAGGGCAUCACCAACGCAGCGCCAAAAGUGGAACAGGAUGGAAAGAACAGAUGGAACAAUUUGGCCAAUGCAGAAUCGGAUAAGAACGAUAAUGACGAUAAUGACAGCUGUUCUACUGAGAAGAAUAAUUCCAUCGUAGAGGAAGGAGGAUUGGUUUACAAAAAUGUCCCCUCGCAGAGGAAAGGCGAGUGCAGAAACAUUAGCGGGGACAACGAGUUUAUUAGAGCCAAUUCGGAAAAUGUGCAGAAGGGUAAUCCAAAUGGAAACUUCUGUACCUGUGGGGAGAGCGAAAAGGGAACCCAAGGGGAUUCACUGGUAGAUUGCAUAAGACACUGUAAAAAUGGGUACACUUCCAGUAAGAUGGUUUUAGCGAUGGGCUCUUCAGACCUGCCCGUACAGUUGUCCUCCUACCUGUUUGUUAAGAAGUUGCUCAAACAUGACACUUCGUUAAAAUUGUGGAAGGAGUGUUUGAAAAAUAUUACCACCUCCAGCUCGGAGAAAUCCAAUAUAACGCUCAGAAUAGACAGAGGCAUGGCUGCAACGGCGAAAAAUAUUGCCCACACGAUGUGGUACCAAAGCACCUACUCUUUGCUAAACAUAGACACACAUAAAUUAAGAGGAAAGCCAAGGGAUAGACCUUUCAUGGUGGUAUUUAUAGGAGAAGGAGCAACCGAUUUUGGAGGUCCCUUUCAUGAAUUUCUUUCUUCCAUUUCGAGGGAAGUUAUGGGCAAAUUGUCAGACUCCCCUGAUAAGAGUUUACCCAUAUUUCCUCUGUGCAUUCCGUGCCCUAACUAUACCCAAGCAAUGGGAGGACGCCAAGAUACCGUCAUCAUUAACCCAAAAAUAAAUUCGUACAAUGUUAAAGAAUCCGAUUAUGUUGGCGAAAUAGACCUUAUUGAUAAUUUGGAAAACUUUAGGUGGCAGAUACUCCACAUAUACAAUUCGAUAAGAAAUAUGAAGAAGAAAUUACACAAGUCGCAGAGUGGUAUAUACCAAGGGGGUUAUAAAUCCAAGGAGAGCAAUGAUUCCUUGGAUGAGGAGGAAGGACAAAAUGGGGAAAGUCAACACCUAUAUGAUGAGGACUCCUCCGCAGGUAAGAAAGACGCAAGAGAAAAGUUGACGGAUGAAAAAGGAAGCAGUUCUAGCCAUAAGAAUAGGAGUACCCAAAGUUGUAACAUAGAUGCAAGUGGGACACUGGAAAAAGGCGCUCAGCAACCAGACAGCGGGGGAAAUGAAAAUGAUAAUAGCAAUGUUGACAAUUACCAUUGUAGCGUUUCUGCGGGAAGGCAUGCGGAGAAUACUAGCAGAAGCAGUGGAAGUGGCAGUCCAGAGGGCAAAGACAACAACACCAGUGAGGAAGUGCCUAGAGAUAUGCUUCCUGUACAUGGGGAAGACAAGGUAGCCAAUCGUGGUGUAAAGAACAAUGACAAGAUGUACCUCUUUGGCAGCAAAAAAUCUGUUACAUUCGAAAAAAUAGAGCAAGGCAAUAGGACGAACUUCCAUGUGGAUAACAAAUACGACCAAAGAGGCUCAUACGAAAGUUGCGGCUACGAUAGCGACGUGCUCGAAAUUGUGAACAACAUAUCGCUCAAAACGAGACAUGAUUUUCUGAACAAAAUAUUAAAUAAGAAAAAAAACGAAACUGAAAAAAAAAACGUACCUAGCCAAAUGGAUCAGAAAAAUGUCCACUCUGAUAGUUUUAAAAAGAAUAACCAAAAUGGUAAAAAUUGCAAGAAUAGCAAAAAGUAUAAUGAUUUGAAGAAAAAACAUAUGAAUAUGGAGUAUGAUGAGAAAACUACCACAGCAAUGGAAUUAGCCAUGUAUGAAUCGUUAGGUCGAAUUAUGGGCAUGUGUAUAUGCAUAGCGUCGGCUCUGAACAUAUGUUUCAAUCCAAUAAUUUGGAAGAAAAUAUGUGGAGCUCCACUAGAACUGCAAGAUUUAUGCGAUUACGAUUUCGUCGCUGUGGAAAUGCUUAAAACGUUGAAAAUGGUAAACGGUGAAAGGUCCAGUGGAUGGAACAUAGAAUUGAAACAAUCCCUAGGAGAUAUCACCUUCAUAACGGAGGAUUCUGGAGGGAAUUCCAUCGAGUUGAUAAGAAAUGGAGCCAACAUACCAAUCAAUUUUGAAAAUUUAGAAUUGUUCAUCCGGUUAAUGACUAGGUGCAAAAUGAAUGAAUCAUCUAAAGGGUUGAGAUAUUUACUUAAAGGAUUCAGCUCCGUGAUUCCUUUGGGUAGACUGAGGUUACUAUACGAGUUUACCAAUGUGGAGCACAUGGUUUGUGGUGAAAGAGAAAUAAACCUGGACGUCUUAAAAGCGCAUACUUGGUCGAAUGAUCUGAAAAUAAAGGACAAACUGUUUGCAGUACUGGAAGAAUUUACGAAUGAGCAGUUACAGUCAUUCCUUCGAUUUGUUUCAGGGAGAUCAAGACUGCCCACGACAAAGAAUGACUGGUAUAUGAUCAUAGAUGUUGACAACCCUAACCACAGUAUCAGCCAAACGGAUCAGAGAUUACCCACCGCAGUUACGUGUGGCUUUCGCUUGUUGUUGCCUCAGUACUCCAGCUUGGAAAUUCUAAAAGAGAGGCUCCUCUACGCGAUUAAGAACUGCACCGCAAUCGACUUAGACGCCUACGUGGUGCACGACCAGAUGCAGCUCAUGUACGGGGAGUAA